Messenger RNA from Parastagonospora nodorum SN15, 1536 nucleotides. RefSeq lists its product as hypothetical. Gene Ontology annotation, cellular component: membrane. The record is from RefSeq and is a predicted model, not a curated record. Gene Ontology annotation, biological process: transmembrane transport. NCBI's taxonomy places the organism in Eukaryota, Fungi, Ascomycota, Dothideomycetes, Pleosporales, Phaeosphaeriaceae. The transcript has 3 exons. The coding region runs from base 1 to 1536 and encodes 511 amino acids. Gene Ontology annotation, molecular function: transmembrane transporter activity.
AUGGCGCAAUCACUCCAGGAAAAAGGUGUCGACUAUGCGGGCCAAGUUGAGACUGCAACGAGCAGCGAUGAAGAAAUCUCGGUGAAGUCUGCGGAAGAGAAGGCGCUUGUACGCAAAAUCGACAUGUAUCUCAUGCCUUCGAUUUGGUUCCUGUAUCUCCUAGCAUACAUGGACCGCACAAACAUCGGCAACGCAAAGAUAGCCGGCAUGGAAGAGGCACUCAAUCUCUCUGACACGCAAUACUCGCUCGCCAUCAACCUCUUCCAAGUCAGUUACAUCGUCUUCAGCGUCCCAUCGAACAUGAUCCUCGCGCGCAUGCGCCCGAGCAGAUAUAUCCCAACCAUCAUGUUCCUCUGGGGUAUUGUAGUCGCAGCGAAAGCCGCCAUCAACACCCCCGCGCAACUAUGGGGUCUAAGAUUCGCACUGGGCGCUCUGGAAGCGGGAUUUAGCCCAGCUGUCUUGCACAUCUUCAGUAUGUGGUACCGGAAAACAGAGCAGACCAAACGCUUUCUGGUUUUCUGGCUUGCGGGUAUCCUGGGGAGUGCGUUUGGUGGCGUCCUCGCUGGCGCGAUUGCAAGUGGACUAGAUGGCGCCCAUGGCAUCCCCGGAUGGCGCUGGCUGUUCUUGGUUGAGGGCGUUAUAACAUGCGGAUGUGCACUUCUCGCGCCCCUUGUGCUCCUCGACUAUCCGAGUACGUGUAAGAAGCUUACGGCCGAUGAGCGCGCGCUGGCAGUCAGCCGGCAAGAACUCGACGGGCUGAACAUCAACGUGGACAAGGAGUCACGCAUGAAGAUCAUGAAAGCAUUGUGGUAUGCCAUGACUACCCCGGCGCACUGGAUUUUUUUCAUCGCGUUUAUGAUGGUUGAUGGGAGUUUCUCAAUUGGGUAUUUCUAUCCCACGCUUGUUGAGGGACUGGGUUAUAGCUCUACAACGGCACAGUUCAUGACUGCUCCGCUGUAUGUAUGUGCUGUACCUGCUACUAUUGCUCUGUCGAUUCUGGGCGAUCGACAUCCUUCGAGACGAGCUUACUACCUCGCCGCCACCAUGUUCCUCGCCGCCGUCUUCUCCGCGAUAACAGCUGGAGUGAUGAACUACACCGCUCGGUAUGUGCUGCUUUGCUUCCUCAAUAUGGGCUUGUACUGCACUGCACCACUUGCUCUCGCCUGGAGCACGACAACGAUGGGUGCUGUGGAGCCAGAGAGAUGCGCCAAGAUAUCUGACGGGGUUCGCGGUGUACGCUGCACUAUUGACUCUUGGGGCGGUUAUGUACACCAGUGGGGCUUUGUACUUCGAGAGGCGGCCAUUGGGACCCAGAACAUGAGUACUCUCGAGACAAACGUAGCACCUCAUCCCGAAAGAGAGCAGCUAGGUCCCUCUCACUUGCAAAGAUCAAUAAUCAAUGAUAACUACUCAAACACCUCCCUAUUCUUCUCCACCCACUCCCCCAACCCCAUCGGUUCACUUCCCUUCAGCCUCCUCACAUUCUCCACCGCAGGCCCAUACAUCCACUCCGGAUAUGCCUCCUUCUUCCCCUGA